Macrosiphum euphorbiae (potato aphid) is the source of this 2739-nucleotide messenger RNA. Lineage: Eukaryota; Metazoa; Arthropoda; Insecta; Hemiptera; Aphididae. The record is from the annotation of a GenBank genome assembly.
AUGGCUAACAAAAGUAAACGAACUAAACGUUCGCAAAAGAAAAUAAUCUCUCGUAAUCUAAUACUAAAACGUUAUAACAAAAAAGAGAGGAUUCAAACAGUUACAAAUAAUGUCAUGAUAACUGCAGAUUACACUGAGAUCGAUUCUUCAACAGAAGAAAAUCAUGUUAUAGAACCUUCAAAUGAAAGUAUAGAGUCUAAUGCUGUAAUAUCAGAAUUUGAUGUACCCCUCAAUUCUAUUGAUAUUUUUGACGAAACUAUAAGCCCGAUUCAAUCAGUUACACAAAAUAUCAUGAUGACAGAUCUCACUGAGAUUGAUUAUUCUACAAUAGAAAAUCAUGUGAUAGAAACUUCAAAUGAUAGUACCAUAGAGUCUGAUUUGACAUUUCCUCUCAAAGGGCGCCGCAUUGUGGAUAUGUCUCAUGUAUUUUACCAAAUUCAAAAUUCUAAACAACAUACGCCUGGUCUAGGUUGUUCAUUUAUGGAUGUAGAUUUUAUAAGUGAGUCAACCAAAGGUUUCGAGUGUAGUUGGAAAUUUCAGUGUAGAAUGUGUAAUCUUAAAACCGUUAUUACCUCGGAAAAACGAGAUCUAGAAAUAAUUCCCAUCAACAAAGCGGUAGUAAAUGGCACUAUUGCAACUGGCAUAGGAUUCACCCAACUAGCCGAACUUACAGCUUCUAUCGACAUACCAUGUAUGACCGCUAAAAUAUACUUGAAAUAUAACAACAUAGUAGGUGCAGAUAUAAAAAGUAGUGCAUGGGAUGAAAUGAGAUUAGCCGGUAUGGAAGAGAAAAGGUUGGCAUUAGAGGUAGGUGAUAUUGAUGAAGAUGGCAUUCCAAUGUGUCCAGUCAUAGCUGAUGGACAGUGGAGUAAAAGGAGCUACAAAACGAAGUACGACGCGUUAUCAGGAGCGGCUACAAUCAUCGGAUAUCGAACCAAAAAAAUAUUGUUUGUGGGAAUUCGUAACCGCUACUGUGUUAUAUGUGAGAGAGCCAAAGUACUUGAUAAGUCACCGAACUCUCACGAGUGUUUUUUAAAUUGGUCAAAAGGUGCUACAAGUAUCGAGGCUGAUGCAAUUAUAGAAGGGUUUUUGUCUAGUAUUUCAAUCCAUGGCCUAAAGUACAAUAAAUUGAUCGGGGAUGGCGAUAGUAGUGUUACUAAAAAGUUAAAUGAAGUGAUGCCAUAUGGUCCGAUGUUAUUAGUAGAAAAAAUUGAAUGCCGAAACCACAUUCUACGAAAUUAUGGCCAAAAGCUUAUGGGUCUUACCAAAAAAACGGAUUAUCCUUGUUAUUUAAGAAAAUUUAUAAGCAGAAAUAUAUUGAGAUUUCGAACGGCUGUGACUAAAGCGAUAACUCAUAGAAAAAAUUUGAAUGAUACUAUGCAAGAAAAAAUCGAAGGUUUACGGAACGAUAUAUUAAAUGGACCUUAUCAUAUUUUCGGCCACCAUUCCAAAUGUGAAAGUUAUUUCUGUUCAGGACCAAAGUUAAAUGAGAAGGACUUGGUAUCUGAAAUUAACAAAUGUGGCCUGAUGAACGAUAUUAAGUUUGUUUUACGUCGAGUAGCUGACAAUUCAAAAAGCCUUAUUCAUGACGUUGAUAAUAACUAUUGCGAACAACUUAACAGCAUCUUAAAUAAACACAUAGCAGGCAAGAGGAUCAAUUUUAGCCAAAAGCAAUCCUACAACAUCAGAGUUCAAGCAGCAAUUGUGUCAUUUAAUUCUAAAGGAAAUUUUAUUCGUACGAUGCAUAAAAAAAUCACAAACAAAAGUCCAGGAAUUAUAGCGAAAAAAUUUCUUAAAUAUACUUCAGACAAAAGAAGAAAUUUAAAAAUGCGAAGAGCACUUUUUAAAUCAUCGGGAAAAUAUUUAAAAAAAAAAAUUUCUCAAGGACCUGACGAAUUUUAUGGUUUGGCUGAACCCUUAUUAGACAUAUUGCCAGAUGCUGUUAUAAAAAAAAAGAAGGACGAAUUUAUUUUAUCAUUGACUAUGACAGAGGCGGAUAGACACACAUUGGAACGUGAGACAAUGCAUCAAGCGAAUAGUCAAAGGUGGUUUAUUGAGAGGAGAAAUAGAUUAACCGCAUCAAAUUUUGGUCGAAUUUGCAAACUGCGGCCUCAGACAUCAUGCAAAUCCACGGUUUAUGAUAUUUUAUACAAUAAUCCUACUUCAAAAUCACUUAUUUAUGGUAAACAGACUGAAGAAACUGCACUAAAAUGUCUAGAAUUUAAAAUAAACUGUAAAAUUCAGAAAUGUGGCCUAUUUAUUGAUAAGUUCAUACCAUAUUUGGCAGCAACACCAGAUGGUUUAAUUGGAAGCAACUCAAUCGCCGAAAUAAAAUGCCCUUAUUCGGUAAAAGACAGUGACACUUUGGAGCAAGCUUUACAAGAAAAAAAGCUUCCUUACAUAUGUGAAAUAAACGGUGUCUAUCAAUUAAAGAAAGACAAUCUUUAUUAUUUUCAAAUACAGGGCCAAAUGCACAUCACAGAACGUCACAAGUGUUAUUUUUUUAUUUAUACACCUGAAUGGACACAUUUAGAAAUUAUACACUAUGAUAACGUUUUUUGGAGUACAACAAUGGAAAAAAAAUUAAAAUUAUUUUACGAAGAAUGUUUACUUCGGGAAAUUAUCGACCCUCAAUAUAGUAAACGACUGUUGAAAAGCGACAUAUAUGAACCUGCGCACAUCAGAGAAUAUAUCGAAAAUUAUAAAAAAAUUAAAAAUAAUAAAUUGGGUAACAAAUGA